AUGUCUUCCGCCGUCCGCAACGCCCUUGUGCGCGCCAGCCGCCCGGCUACCGCGGCCCUCGGCCGCCGUGCUGCCACCACACACGCCAUCUCCAACCCUACGCUGGCCAACAUCGAGAAGAGAUGGGAGGCCAUUCCCCCUGCGGAGCAGGCCGAGCUCUGGAUGUCUCUGCGCGACCGCAUGAAGGGUAACUGGGCUGAGCUUACCAUUGCGGAGAAGAAGGCCGCCUACUGGAUCGCUUUCGGUCCUUGGGGCCCCCGCACCGAGCCUCCCCAGGGUGAGGGCAAGAAGGUCUUCCUCUACACUGUUAUCGGUCUCGGCGUCAGCGCUGCCAUCUUCGGCACCAUGCGCGCUUUCGCCAAGCCCGCCCCCGCGACCAUGACCAAGGAGUGGCAGGAGGCGACAAACGAGUACCUCAAGGCUCAAAACUCCGACCCCUUGACCGGUAUCUCGUCCGAGGGCUACAAGGGCAAGGGCCACAUCCAGUCCCCCUCAUCAAAGGCUUAAAUCAACAGGUCCGGUUUCUUUUGUCGUUAGACGCAAUACUAUUACUCACCGGGCAAAUAUGCCUGGAUAUCACGAUUCUGAAGAAGAGUCUGGGGAGAAGAACAUUGAGAAGGGGGGCGGAGCAUUGGAGCUUACUGGUGCUAAAAACUGGAUGGGGGUGUAAAUACUGUACAAUGCUGACAAUGCGACAUCGUUUCCUAUUUACGGUGGAUUUCCUGUGGUGGUCUGUUUUCAUAUCUCAUACCCCGAAAAUUGUUGAUGACCCAACUCAAUAUAUGUUUGCAGAAUUCCAUAUUCGCC
Podospora pseudopauciseta is the source of this 807-nucleotide messenger RNA. It is a transcript of the gene cox5, whose product is annotated as Cytochrome c oxidase subunit 5B, mitochondrial. Gene Ontology annotation, biological process: mitochondrial electron transport, cytochrome c to oxygen. The record is from RefSeq and is a predicted model, not a curated record. The transcript is spliced from 3 exons. The coding region runs from base 1 to 507 and encodes 168 amino acids. Lineage: Eukaryota; Fungi; Ascomycota; Sordariomycetes; Sordariales; Podosporaceae.